Molecule: messenger RNA, 1668 nt
Organism: Salvelinus sp. IW2-2015
Lineage: Eukaryota; Metazoa; Chordata; Actinopteri; Salmoniformes; Salmonidae
Product: probable G-protein coupled receptor 173
Exons: 2
Coding region: 433-1635 (400 amino acids)
Biological process (GO): G protein-coupled receptor signaling pathway
Cellular component (GO): plasma membrane
Molecular function (GO): G protein-coupled receptor activity
Source: RefSeq, a predicted model, not a curated record
CGAAGGCAGACGCAGCCAUUUAAUUGGGAUUACUUUAAAAUCAUUAAUUUAAACAUCCAAACGUUUUUAUUUUGACCGUACCUUUGUUGACUAGAAAUGCGAUAUGAAUGUACAUUUUUGUCAUUUUCAAUAGCCUAUGACAAAUCAAAUGCGCUCCCAUCGUCCGCCAGGCAGACACAUGGAAUGUGGACCUUCACCGGACAACAACACAGACUGGCUGCAAAUUACUGGGUGCUGGAUGUAAUGGAGAAAGGACAAAUGAGUCUGUUAUGUAGAAAGGAUCCUCACAGCUCCCUGUAAGUGGGACAGAGACAUCCACCAGGACGGACGAGAGGAGGGCUGCCUGAGGCGGAAGAGUGGCAUCGGUCGGUGAGAGAGAAGGGGUAGAGAAUCACCCUAGCACCCCGCCCCUAGAAUCACAGAGCUGGAGGCAUGUCUAACCAGACCCAGAUCUUUGGCAUUGAUGGACCAGGCAGCCUGCUGGCAGUGUUGGCUUCACAAAGGGCCAGCAGCAUCAGCACCAGCAGCAGUGAAGGAAUCUCGGCUGCAGCUGUGUCCGCCUACAUCAAGCUGGUGUUCCUGGGCCUGAUCCUCUGUGUUAGCCUGGUGGGCAACCUGCUGGUGUCUCUGCUGGUCCUCCGAGACCGGGCCCUCCACAAGGCCCCCUACUUCUUCCUGCUGGACCUGUGCCUGGCUGAUGUUGUCCGCUCUGCUGCCUGCUUCCCCUUCGUCCUGGUGUCUGUCCACAACAGCUCCGCGUGGACCUACAGUACCUUCAGCUGCAAGCUGGUGGCCUUCCUGGCUGUGCUCUUCUGUUUUCACGCUGCCUUCAUGCUGUUCUGUGUGGCUGUGACUCGCUACCUGGCCAUUGCCCAUCACCGUUUUUACACCAAGCGCAUGACAGUCUGGACCUGCGCUGCCAUCAUCUGCAUGGUGUGGACUCUGGCCAUCGCCAUGGCAUCGCCACCCGUCUUUGACGUGGGGACGUACAAGUUCAUUCAAGACGAGGACCAGUGCAUUUUUGAGCACCGCUACCUUAAGACCAAUGACACUCUGGGCUUCAUGCUCAUGCUGGCCGUCGUGGUCCUGGCCACUCACGGUUUCUACGCCAAACUCCUGCUGUUUGAAUACAAGCACCGCAAGAUGAAGCCUGUCCAGCUAGUGCCGGCCAUCAGCCAGAACUGGACCUUUCAUGGACCAGGAGCCACGGGCCAGGCAGCGGCCAACUGGAUCGCAGGCUUCGGCCGGGGCCCAAUGCCCCCCACCCUGCUUGGCAUCAGGCAGACUUUGCACAACCAGCAGCAUCGGCGUCUGAUGGGCAUGGAGGAGGUGAGGACGGAAAGGAGGCUGGGCAGGAUGUUUUACAUCGUCACCCUGCUGUUCCUGGUGCUCUGGGCUCCCUACAUAAUGGCCUGCUUCUGGAGGGUGUUUGUCAAGUCCUGCUCCAUCCCACACAGGUACCUCUCCAUCACAGUGUGGAUGAGCUUCGCCCAGGCAGGGGUCAACCCCAUCAUCUGCCUCCUUCUCAAUGAGGACUUGAGGAAAGUGCUGAGGGCCCACCUGCCCACCUACAGCAGGACUAGACAACACCAACAGCUGCACCGCCAUGAGCUGUUGGUGUUCACCAUCACAUGAUGCACUACUGCAGGGGUGUCAAACAUACGGCCC